Messenger RNA from Melanotaenia boesemani (Boeseman's rainbowfish), 2629 nucleotides. It is a transcript of the gene vps37a, whose product is annotated as VPS37A subunit of ESCRT-I. Gene Ontology annotation, cellular component: ESCRT I complex. Gene Ontology annotation, biological process: protein targeting to membrane; ubiquitin-dependent protein catabolic process via the multivesicular body sorting pathway; protein targeting to vacuole. The record is from RefSeq and is a predicted model, not a curated record. The coding region runs from base 433 to 1620 and encodes 395 amino acids. Lineage: Eukaryota; Metazoa; Chordata; Actinopteri; Atheriniformes; Melanotaeniidae. The transcript has 12 exons.
ACAUUUUACGGGGCCUCUUUUUUUUUUUUUUUUUUAAUGUUUGAGAGCAGUGAAGCAGGAAGUUGCGUUUUACGUAAAUUGCCAUGUGACGUUUUACGUAAAUAAGUUGGCCAAGCUGUUAUUAGCAAGGUAGUUGUCUUCCUUUAGCUUUUCUCACUUGCCUCGGCUAUGCUAAUGACUGGUCAAAAUAGCACAACGGCUCUCUGAGAUAAAAAACAGAACUGAGCUUUUACCUUACUUACGAAGAUAUGCUGUCCGACUUUGUAAUGUAAAACAAAGUACGCCUCGUGUGGACAGCAAACCGACAACUAGCUAACAAGGGGCUAGCGCCACAGAUCACACUACUGCUCAUGCUCACUUUUUAAUCAAUUUCGUUUUCGUUCGCCUUCAUACUUUGUCACCAAGUUCAGACCGCGGUUUCUUCCGGAGAGAAUGAACUGGUUUUUCCCCCAGUCCAAAGGCCCAGGACCUCUCUCUCCUCUGAACAGCCUACAACAACAAAGACAGCGGCAAAUCGAGUCGCUCAAAGCCGCUCACCCCAGCCUUGCAGAGAUCCAGAAGGAUGUGGAAUAUAGAAUACCAUUUACAAUCAACAACUCCACCAUUAGUGUUAACAUUUUGCUGCCUCCUCAGUUCCCUCAGGAGAAGCCGAUGGUUAGUGUCUACCCCCCUGUUGGUCAUCAUUUAGUUGAUAGCAAUAACGGUACCAUGAUCACGAGCCCCCUCAUCACAAAUUUUGGGAUGCACUCAGAUCUGGGCAAAGUCAUCCAGAGUCUACUGGAUGAGUUCUGGAAAAGUCCUCCUGCGUUGAUGUCAACUGGCUCUGCUGGCUUUCCAUACAGUAUGUAUAAGUCAUCGGGCAUAGCUCCUUAUCCCACCCAAGCUUUUCAUUAUGGUCCUCGUCAUGUGGGUCCCAGUCAGACGCCACCCCCUGGUCCUGGCCCAGCUCCAUCACCAGCCCCCAUGCCUCACCCAGGGGUCGAUAUUACUCAUGGGCCCCCCAGAGCACCAGCUCCGUAUGGACUGAUAACUGAACUGCCACUACCUGUACCAACUGGAGAUUCACAGGCUGGACUGAAUGGACAUAUGUACAAGAUGCCUGAGAUUCCCGAGUCUUUUCCUGAACUCUGUGACAUGAAUCUGACUCGGUUGUCGGAGAUGUCUGAAAACGAAGAUGUGUUACUGGAGUUCUUUGUGAGUUUGCCACAACUCAAACAGGUCACCAGUGAUAAAGAAGAGUUGGUCACCAGUAUAGUGGAGAUUGCUAAGAAAAAUCUUCAGAUGGAGCCACAGUUGGAAGGAAAAAGACAAGAGAUGCUCUACAAGUAUGAACAGCUGACUCAGAUGAAGUCGGCCUUUGAGACAAAGAUGCAGAGACAGCAUGAACUCAGUGAGAGUUGCAGUUUAAGUACUCUACAGGCUCGGUUAAAAGUUGCAGCCCACCAGGCUGAGGAGGAGUCAGAGGAGAUGGCUGAAAACUUUCUGGAGGGACACACUGACAUUGAUGAAUUUCUGAACAGCUUCAUGGAGAAGAGAACACUUUGCCACAGCAGAAGGGCCAAAGAGGAGAAGUUGCAACAGUCUAUAAACACACAUGGGCAGUUCCCUACAGGUCACUAGAACAAGAGGUUUGGUAUCUUCUCACUCAACUGCUGCCAACUGGGGAAAAAUAAAAGACUUUACUGGGGCUGAAAGCACACUGAGUUGAUGAUGGGUACUUCAGAGAAAUAGGAAGAUGACGAUGGCAAUGCGGAGCUAAAAUAUGGAAGACCAUCUAAGGUUAAGUCACCACAGGAGGCCAAAACUGGGAGAAUGUGCAACACAUGCCUGGAUGAUCCCAUUAUAUCACAAAGAAUUGAUCACGUGGAUAAUUUUCUUUGCAAUUUGUUUGUCCAGAUUUGAUUUGAUUUGAUAGUGAUGACAAAGAGUUUUGUUUCCUACUGGGAUUUAUGUCACUUUGGUAAAAGAAAACACCUGCACUUGAUCAGACUGUUUGAUGUGAAUACAGUUUGGAGAAAGUACAAAUUACUUAGCACAUUAUUCACAAUCAUACAUUUGUCAGUGCAGUGGAAAAAGAAAUAUUGUGAAAUGCUAAUGUUGGUGACUGUACUGUCCACCUCAGAGCACUGUCCAGUCCUUGCUUUAUGAUGCCUCAGAGGCCUCCCUUUCUACUUCACAGAGAUGCUGUGCACUUAAAUCAUCUUGGAAAGGUUGUUCUUGACUUUCACGUGGAUUAUAUGACUGGGAAUGUCAUAUUAAUAACAUGGUGUGUCCAAAACAUACCUAUUUAACUAAAUAAAUUUAGGAUUUAACAAUGAAGAACUGAAACAAAGGCAGGUCAGUGCUGACAAGAGACCUUUUAUUUGGGGGUCUUUAGAUUGAAAUUGUGCAUUUUAACUGCAAAAGUGGUUCACUCUUUAUGGAGCUAUUGGUUUUUUCACUUUGAGCAAUCCUGAAUGCAAAGUGUGUGUUUGUGUGUGUGUGUGUGUGUAGACGACAAUAAUUUGAGUUGGCCUUUAAAGAAAGUAAUCUUAAUCUUGCAAAAACUGAACUAUCCAUUCAAGAAAUGGUUUUAAAACCAAUGUAAACCAAAUAUCAGAUGAAGUAGCCUACAGCAGCUGUGUGUCUG